Molecule: messenger RNA, 1189 nt
Organism: Beta vulgaris subsp. vulgaris (sugar beet)
Lineage: Eukaryota; Viridiplantae; Streptophyta; Magnoliopsida; Caryophyllales; Amaranthaceae
Exons: 5
Coding region: 80-625 (181 amino acids)
Source: RefSeq, a predicted model, not a curated record
CUCAGCUUCCUCCCCCCCCCCCCCCUCACUUCUCAUUUUCUCGCAACUGGAAGAACUUGCUGCAACAGUCAGAACAUUAAUGGCGACGAUGAUGGACCCACUCACUGAAGAAUUCGCAAUAGGGUGCGUCCUCUCAAUCAAGACUACAUUGGGCGACGAAUUCGAAGCUCAAGUCAUCACUUUUGACCGACCUUCCAACAUCAUCGUCCUUCAAGAGGGUUCGAAAUCAGGACCUCGACGAAAUUUAAGGCUGUUGAAGGCAGAUUUUAUCAAAGAGUUUACCUUUUUAAGACAAGAUGAAGACCCUCUUGAUAUUAAGAACUGUUAUCUUGAUCUUGGUUCUUUACAAGCUAGAGAAGAAUCUGCUAUUAGGCAAGCUGAGAUUGAAGCAGAGAGGAUUGGAGUGGGAGUGACUGCUGAAGCUCAGAGCAUUUUUGAUGCUUUGUCGAAAACGCUUCCUGUGCGUUGGGACAAGACUAAUAUAGUCGUGAUGGAUCAAGUAAGAGUUUGUACUCCAUAUCUUCCGGAAUCUGUUUCUGGAGGUACCCCGGCAGCUAAUGAGCGUGUCAGAAAAGUGCUUGAAUUUGAAAGGAAGAGGUUAUACGUCCGUGGGGCUGCUUCAUAAUCGUCUCCCCUUUCUGAUAUAGUAAUGGUCAUUGGAAGAGCAUUUAGGGACCCAUUAGGAGGUCUUCAUGACUCUGCCAGAAUCUCUCUAGAAAUAUAUUGCAUUGAUUCAGACACUUCUGAAGCUUAAAUGAAUGAAAAUGCUGAUUUUCAUGCCUUGUUUAUUGCUGAUGUCGAGUGGGCUGGAUCGAUUGAAGAUCUUGUAUCCCCUUACAGCUAGUCUUUGAAAUGGAAUGGAGAUAUUGCUUAGUUUUUGGUUUUCCCUUUGUGUUAUGCGCACAUUACAGGACUGAAAUCAGAUACAAUAUUGUUAGAAACCAGUAUGUAUGUUUUCAUGAGCACAGCUUUUUCAAACAGAAAGCUGAGAUGAAGGAAGCAAAUCUAGCUCGUAGAAUGGAGAUGCUUUUAAAAGUGUACUAUAAAUUAUGUACCAUCAUUUUACUUGCUACUGGAAACAUUGUUCCCCAUUGUACGUCCAUGAAAGGGCUCAAAAAAGUUCUGCCUUGUUGUGCUUGUGCCAAAAUUCUAAAUGAGGUUGAAAAUUUUACCUUUUUGAGGUUGAAAA